CGAAAUGUCAGUGAGGUAGCGACUCGUUAUAAAAUAAAGAAGUAUUAGUUAGUUCUGUAUGAUGUAGCCGUGUUUGAUGUGUGCCGAGUGCGGAGUGCGUAGCGAGCGAGCGGCCGCGGUGCGAUGGCGGCCCAGGGCAAUGCGGCCGGCGGCGGCGGUGGGCGGGCGCGCGCGGGCCCUGAGGACACCAGCACUGACAGCGACAACGACACGGAGAGGAAGGCGCUGCUUCGCCGCAUAUCGACCAGCAAGUGCGUCGGCAGAUUGCCGGUGGUGAAGGAAGGCUACCUGAUGAAGCAGACGCGCAGUUUUCAACGCUGGCAACGCCGCUACUUCCGGCUGCGUGGCCGCACGCUCUACUACGCUAAGGAAAAGGAGAGUCAACUGUGGGACGAGUUUGAACUAGAAGACGCGACCUUCGCGGAGUGCAGCAUCAACAACGCUAACAAUAGCUUUCAAGUGAUAACAGCGCGACGCUGCGUGGUGCUGUGCGCGGAGAGUCGCGGCGAUAUGGAGUCGUGGGCGAGCGCGCUGCGUGGGGCGCUGCACCGCGGCGCCGACGUCGCCGACCUCGUCGCUCGCCUUUCCUCUGGGGACCACCAUUGGUAUGCGGCAACACACGCGCGGCCGACUUUCUGCAACGUGUGCCGCGAGCCGCUGGGCGCGCUGGGCACGGCGCACGCGCUUGCCUGCGAGCUAUGCAAGUACAAAGCGCACAAGCGCUGUGCCGCACGCGCGCCUCCAUCCUGCAAGUGGACCACACUCGCCUCACUCGGCCCACACGUCGUUGAAGACGCUGAAGGGAACAUAAUAAUGCCGCACCAGUGGCUGGAGGGCAACCUGCCUGUGGCCGCCAAGUGCGACAUCUGCGACAAGACCUGCGGCUCUGUGCUGCGCUUGCAAGAUUUCCGUUGCGUGUGGUGCCGUAAGUGCGUGCACGCGCAGUGCCGGCCGGGCUGGCGCGCCGCGUGCUCGCUGGGCCCCGCGCGCGCCUCCGUCGUGCCCCCCACCCGCUUGCACUCCGUGGGGCCCGACGACGGCUGGCUGCCCGACAGACCGCCCAACGCCUCGCCGCUUAUUGUCUUCGUCAACUCUAGAUCAGGCGACAACCAGGGUGUGAAGUUUCUCCGGCGCUUCAAGCAGCUGUUGAACCCGGCGCAGGUGUUCGAGCUGGCGGGCGCGGGGCCGCGGCUCGGGCUGCGGUUGUUCCGACACUUCGCCCCGCUGCGCGCGCUCGUCUGCAGCGGCGACGGUUCUGUCGGCUGGGUGCUGCAGGAAAUUGACAAGCUCGAUAUGCAUCAACAAGUGCAGACGGCGGUGCUGCCGCUGGGCACGGGCAACGACCUGGCGCGAGUGCUCGGCUGGGGCGCCUCCUGCGACGACGCCGCCAACCUGCAGCAGCUGCUCGAGCGGUACGAGCGCGCCUCUACCAAGAUGCUCGACAGGUGGUCGAUCAUGACGUUCGAGCGCGCGCUGACCGCGCCCCCGCCUCCCCCCGUGCCGCCCGACCUGCUGGACGAGUCCACGCUGCUCAAGAACUUGCAGGAUAUCAUGCAGGCGGGUGAGGUGAGGUGCGCGGCGAGCAGGUCGCUGCGGGAGGGGUGCGCGCGUCUGGCGGCGGCGGGGGAGUGCGCGGGGGGCGGGGCGGCGCGCGCGGCACACCGGCUGCGGCGCGCACUCUCGUUGCUGCUGCACGCCAGGACGCACCUCGCGCACGACCACGCGCGCUGCAGAUCGUGGGAGCCGGCGGAGAACACGACCAGUGACAGCGAGCCUGAUGCUCCCGCGGUCGCCGAGAAGGGCAUCAUUGAAAAGACUGAAAAGGAGCAGCUGAACUGGGCGGCGCGCGGCUGCUCGCUGGCCGGGCGCGCUGACAGCGUGCGGCGCGCCCUGCGCUCCCUCGUGCGCACCCUCGUGCACUUCAUUCCAGACGUAGAUGAAGACAUAGCUAAACUGAUAAGUUCACAGCCCGGCGAUCAAACGCUACAUGUAGAAAAGGUUGACAGUAGAAAGUUAAGCUCCGCCUCGCCGCAGGACCAUCUCUCGUUAUCCAACUUGUCCUCUUGCGACACAAGCUCCUGCAAGAACCUGUUCAGGCCAGACGCGGACCGCACCACCUACAAUAGCAGCAGCCUCACGAUACCUAAUUUAAUCGUCUCAGACGAUAGCGAUAAGAGAUAUUCGAUAGUACAGGGAGAAACUUAUGAAUCGGACCAAUUGACUAUUAUAGACAUCGACAAGCCGUAUACGGAUGAAGUUCACUUUCAAGAGUUGAGCGACAGGAACACCCCGGUCAGCGGCGAAUGCACGCCGGAAAGAAAACUUUCUAGUGUAGAUUUGGAAGUAGACGCUACGAGCUCUGAAGGGUCCAACAUUAGCGAAGAUUUUAGUUUGAUAUCGGAGAUUAUGGACACGAAGCCGGAGGAUCUGGAAGAGGGUAACAUUGGUCACAUAGAUUCGCCUGAAAUCUCGGAGACGACGUACGUCAACUCGGAAACUAUUCACGGUGAGUCGAUCAUGGACGAUAUCAGUUCUAUGCUCGGACAAGAAGUUCUCUUGGCCAUGAUGGGUAAGAACGGUGACAACGAAACAUAUACAGAUGAUACAACGCUGUUUACCUCAGAUACGGUCUCGGACAUUCCCAUGGACAGCAGAAAUCCAAGCUUGGAAAAACACUCCGAGAGAAAAAUGAAACAUGUAUCAAAAGUAAAGAAGCGAAAAGAGGUCGAAGUAGAAAAAUUUGGAUUCGAGAACAGGGUUUUCUAUAUCGAGAACGCGCCGAAAGUCGAUGAGCAAAUUAAAUAUUGUAGUCUAGCACAAUUCGAAGAAGGAAGUGAUAUUGCAAGAAAAUCUUUUCGAAAGCAACUUAAAAAAAGUAUAAAGAAACGCGUAGUCGAAGAUGGAUCCCUAAAGCAUCUCCUACCUAGAACAACAGAAGAACUUACCCAAAAAGAGGAGUCUCCAGUUCGAACUCCUCCCAAACCAUUAGCGCUUUCCAAGGAAGACAAGACUACAAAAGUGAACAAUCAAAUGCCGAAUUUUCCUCAAGUUAGUGUAGUGGUAGAACCACCUUCUCCAUCGCACAGUGAAGAACAAAAAAGCCUUAAAACCAAUGGCAGUCGUAUGGCUUCAGUGCUAAGCGAUAUCUUCGAUCAGGGAACGGACACCUUGAGUGUUCACUCACCGGAGCCGAGUAUUGCUAAUAGUCGAGAGCGGAGAUCUUCAGAUAAUCCAAAACUGCUCGGCUCCACGGAUCCUGAGUACGGGCGAUUUCUCAGUUGUUCGCCUGCUGCCACUCGAAGAAUAUCCUGUGGCAGUCUGUUCAAACCGGGCGAACCUGACAACAGGCUAUCCACAUCGGUGUCGUCUAUAUGGGGUGACAGUGGCGUCGUAGGAGGGAUGGGUUCAUCAAAAUCCGAUACGAGUGAAAGAGCUAAAAAAUUGCCAAUUAUCAAUCCUCUAGUCCAGUUACCAGCAUGGCCGCAUGUCACACAAGGAUUCAUAAGCCAAUGUCUGUUAGCGAACGCGGACGCUCUGUGUGCCGCUGUAAGUCCAUUGAUGGAUCCAGACGAGACUCUACUCGAAGGGUUCUAUGAGAGAGCGGUAAUGAACAACUACUUCGGCAUCGGUAUCGAUGCAAAGAUAACCUUGGACUUUCAUAAUAAGAGGGAAGAACAUCCCGAGAAAUGUAGAUCGAGAGCCAGGAAUUACAUGUGGUAUGGCGUGCUCGGAUCUAAGGAAUGGGUCAAUAGAACAUAUAGACAUCUGGGUCAGCGCGUGCAGCUGGAGUGCGACGGGCAGAGGAUCCCGCUGCCGGAGCUGCAGGGCAUCGUGGUGCUCAACAUCCCCUCCUUCAUGGGAGGCACCAACUUCUGGGGCGGCACCAGGGCUGAUGAUAUCUUCCUCGCUCCCUCCUUUGAUGACAGAAUACUUGAGGUGGUGGCGGUGUUCGGGUCGGCGCAGAUGGCGGCGUCGCGGCUGAUCAACCUGCAGAAGCACCGCAUAGCGCAGUGCCGCGCCGUACAGAUCAACAUCCUGGGCGAGGAGUGCGUGCCCGUGCAGGUGGACGGCGAGGCCUGGCUGCAGCCGCCCGGCUGCGUCCGCAUCAUACACAAGAACCGCGCACAGAUGCUCUGCCGAUCCAGGGCGUUAGAGACCAGCCUCAGAGCAUGGGACGAGAAGCAACAGCAAAAAGCGCAAGCCAGCAACUCCUUGUCUUCGUCAGAAGCGGCGCAACUGCUGGCGUUGCUGGAUGACGUCAACACAUUAGUCAAACAUGUGAAGCUGGCGUGCAUCAGCGAGGCUGGUGCGGGCGGCAGCGCACUGAGCGCCGCUCGCCGCGCCGCCGCCCGAGCUGACGCGCUGCAGGACGCGGAGGGACGACUGCUGCCUCCGCCGCAACUGCGUCGUCUGCUCGCAGCACUUGUGGAAAGCUGUCACGAGCUGCUAGCUAGCGGGUGCGCGGGCGCGGGCGCGGCGGCCAGCGUGCGCGCACACCUCGCCCGCUGCGACACGCGCGAUGGACUGGCGUAUCUACACGCUGAUGAGGUCCCCAAGAAGAGCACCGGUCGUUGGCUGCGAGGUCGAAGAAGCGUGUCGGAGGGAAGCGGGACCUCUCAAACGGCGGCACAGGUCCGCAACUGGGGCGUCAAGGAGGUCCAGAAUUGGUUGGAAUCCCUGCAGCUGGGAGAAUACGCGGAGGCGUUUUCCAAGCAUGACGUGACGGGGCGGGAGCUGCUGUCGCUGGCGCGGCGUGACCUGCGGGACCUGGGCAUCAGCAAGGUGGGUCACGUGAAGAGGAUCCUGCAAGGAGUGAAGGACCUUCAGUGACGACGUCGCGGCCGUUCUGAAGGGAAUGGCCUCGCAUAGAUACUGGGACCCUUCGAGCGCCGACGUGUCUCGUUAUUAUGUCGUGUCGAAUUUCUAGGACCAUUUUAAAGUAGAGUUGGAUUACUAUAUGAGAUUGAUCUCCCCUUUUUACAUAUUAUUUUCGAAUACACUAAGGCGUUCAAAGGGUUAUUUUCUCGUGUGAUUUUUAUCUCCCACCGAAAUGUGAUUAUUAUCUUAACAUUUUCAACGAGUAAAUUUUUGCAAUUUUAAAAUUAUUUAUGUCAUUACUUACUAUUAUUGUAUAAGUGCUUUGGAUCUACAACCGUUUUACUUAAAAUUGAAUGAUUCAUGAUACUGUUUGAAAUUAUAUCUACAUCGAAAUCUCUACCUCUUCUUAACAAUGUUCCUCUCGAGAAAAACGAAACAUGUAGUACAUUUUUUAAACUCGUUGUUGUUAAUAUUUUUCCAUUUAACCUUUUGAAUGUUGACCAAAUGACUUCUUAAACUUUUAAUAUUACAUAUAUCAUUAACCCUAUCAUUUCUUCUAUAUUAAGAAAUCUUUAUUAGAUGUAAAGUUAGGA
Messenger RNA from Papilio xuthus (Asian swallowtail), 5411 nucleotides. Its product is annotated as diacylglycerol kinase eta. Gene Ontology annotation, cellular component: plasma membrane. Lineage: Eukaryota; Metazoa; Arthropoda; Insecta; Lepidoptera; Papilionidae. Gene Ontology annotation, molecular function: protein binding; ATP-dependent diacylglycerol kinase activity. Gene Ontology annotation, biological process: phospholipase C-activating G protein-coupled receptor signaling pathway. The record is from RefSeq and is a predicted model, not a curated record. The coding region runs from base 124 to 4830 and encodes 1568 amino acids. The transcript is spliced from 21 exons.